UUGUCUGGAGGAAUCAGCCUCAGACUGUCCGCGGAGACACAUCUUUGUGUCGGACUGUACGGCGGGAACCAGGAGCGGACCGCGGCUGCAGCUCCAUGCCUCGCUGCGCCUCCAGAUGCUCGGCUGGCCACCACAUGGUAACUUUGCGCACACGGCACGCUGGACAGAUGACAUGUAGAGAGAGAGAGAGGGGAUCUGAAUGAAUGGGACUGAGAUUUACUCGCAUUUCUCUUCUCGCCUCCUCCCCACAGACUGUUGUAUGUGUUGUGUAUCCCGCUGGUUGAAGGUGUCUCACGUUAUAGUCAGAUAUCGAUUCAGCGGUGGGUAGAUCCAUCACUGGAACCGGGAGCAGCAAAUGUCGAAGAAACGGAAAAGUCCUGACGACCACGGCUUCGAGGGAUCUCUGCCUGCAGGACCCAGCGACCAAGGCUUGACAGAUGAGAAAGUGAAGGCCUACCUUUCGCUGCACCCGCAGAUGCUGGACGACUUUGUGUUGGAGAGUGUGAGUGCAGAGACGUUGGACAGAUGGCUGAAGAAGAAGACCAGCAGCAGGCCUGCAGAUGACACGUCAGCGAAAGAAGUCAGCAGGUACCAGGACACAAAUAUGCAGGGUGUGGUGUACGAACUCAACAGCUACAUGGAGCAGCGCCUGGACACUGGAGGAGACAACAAACUCCUGCUCUAUGAGUUGUGCAACAUCAUCAAAACAGCAACUAAAGCUGAUGGAUUUGCACUUUACUUCUUGGGAGAAUGCAACAAUAGUUUAUGUGUGUUCAUUCCGACGGGGGCCAAGGACGGCCCUUCAGGCCUCAUCCCCUCCGGCCCCAUCGCAUUUGGGACAACCAUUGCCGCUCAUGUUGCCAAGACUCGCAAAACACUGCUCGUAGAGGACAUCAUGGGGGACGAGCGCUUCCCCGAAGGCACAGGGCAGGACUCAGGGAUCCAUGUUCACUCUGUCCUGUGCCUCCCCAUCCUCACUGCCAUCGGGGACCUCAUUGCCAUUCUGGAGCUGCAUCGGCACUGGGGCAAGGAGCCCUUCAACCUCAGCCACCAGGAGGUUGCAACAGCGAACUUAGCGUGGGCGUCAGUUGCCAUUCAUCAAGUACAGGUGUGCAGAGGCCUCGCCAAACAGACUGAGCUCAACGACUUCCUACUAGAUGUGUCAAAAACAUACUUUGAUAACAUUGUGGCAAUAGAUUCUCUACUUGAACAUAUUAUGAUAUAUGCAAAAAACCUGGUGAACGCGGACCGGUGCGCACUCUUCCAGGUAGAUCACAACAACAAAGAACUGUACUCAGACCUGUUCGAUAUCGGGGAAGAGAAAGAAGGAAAACCUGUCUUUAGGAAAACCAAAGAAAUUAGGUUUUCUAUAGAGAAGGGAAUAGCAGGUCAGGUGGCUCAGACAGGGGAAGUCUUAAAUAUCCCAGAUGCCUAUGCAGAUCCACGGUUCAACCGAGAGGUGGACCUGAAAACCGGCUACACCACACGGAACAUCCUGUGCAUGCCCAUCGUGAGCAGGGGAACCGUUAUCGGUGUGGUGCAGAUGGUGAACAAGCUAAACGGAAGUGCCUUCACUAAAACAGAUGAGAACAACUUUAAGAUGUUUGCUGUCUUUUGUGCUCUGGCCUUACACUGUGCAAAUAUGUACCACAGGAUCCGGCACUCUGAAUGCAUCUACAGAGUGACGAUGGAGAAACUGUCUUAUCACAGCAUCUGCACAUCGGAAGAAUGGAAGACCCUCACCCAGCUCAACCUCCCUGCACCAAUUUAUAAAGAGAUCGAAACGUUCCACUUUGACAUCAAUCCCUUUGAGGAGAUCUGGCCUGCGGUCUUUAUCUACAUGGUUCAUAACUCCUGUGGAAAGACCAGCUUUGAGCUGGAGAAGCUGUGCCGGUUCACCAUGUCCGUACGGAAGAACUACCGACGUGUGCCCUACCACAACUGGAAGCAUGCAGUGACGGUGGCACACUGCAUGUAUGCCAUCCUACAGAAAACCUCUGGGAUCUUCACAGAGCUUGAGAAGAAAGGUCUGUUGAUAGCCUGCCUGUGCCAUGACCUGGACCACCGGGGUUACAGCAAUGCGUACCUGCAGAAGUUUGACCAUCCACUGGCUGCUCUGUAUUCCACCUCCACCAUGGAGCAGCACCACUUCUCUCAGACCGUCUCCAUCCUGCAGCUGGAAGGGCACAAUAUUUUCUCCAACCUGAAUUCCAUUGAGUACGAGCAGGUGCUGGAGAUCAUCCGGAAGGCCAUCAUUGCCACGGACCUCGCCCUCUACUUCAACAACCACCAGCAGCUGUCAGAGCUGCUGACCAAGGGUGGGCUGGACUUUAACAACUACUCGCACAGGGACCGUGUGAUUGGUCUGAUGAUGACAGCAUGUGACCUGUGUUCUGUUACCAAGCAAUGGCAAAUCACACGACUCACAGCCAACGACAUCUAUGCUGAGUUCUGGGCUGAGGGAGAUGAGAUGAAGAAGAUUGGGAUGCAGCCGAUCCCAAUGAUGGACAGAGACAAGAAGGACGAGGUUCCCCAAGGCCAAGUGGGGUUCUACAAUGCUGUUGCAAUUCCAUGUUACACAACACUAGCAGAGCUUUUCCCUCCAUCCAGUCCUCUACUAAAAGCCUGCAAGGAGAACCAUGGUCAGUGGGAGAAGAUUGCAAAGGGGGAGGUGGAGGACGUGGUGCCCAGCCGACCUAGUGAUUCAGGCCCCGUCAAGGUGGAAAACUGACGACCAAAGGGGUCUCUGGCCCACCAAAGGAACACAACCUGAGUCCUGCCACAGACCUGGAACUCCUGCAGGAGGAAGAACCUACAUGUGUCAGCGGUAGACGGAUCAGCUAAAGGCGACUUGACUUUAAAAGAAACAAAAACACACACAGUUACCUCAUUGGGUGACGGAGGUGUCAACACUGGCGGUUUCACCAAUCCCAGAGACUGACAGACAGCUGAUGGGGCUGAGGGACUUCAACCCAUCACCCUACGUCCACUCAGCUUGGGAAUUCAUUUGGUAGAAUGGACCUGUGCUGUUAUGGUUGUUUUAUUUUGGUUGUUAUAUGUAUCUUAUUAUUUUUGCUGAUUCUUUUAUGGUCUUGUAUUUGCAGAGGCCUUACUCUGAACCUUUCACAGGCUAGGAUAUGUGAAAUCUUGUUGUCGGUUCAGGCUUUCUUUUUGUUUUUUUGAAAUGGUACUGUUUGCCUUCUGUGGUAGGGUUUAUCGUAUGUGCACUACUUCGGCAAGGUGUUCCCAGAGACAGAAGGAAUGUGUAGAGCAGAUGUAUGGUAUAAUGCCACCUUAUUGAGAAGGUGGGCGUCAGAAUGUUAAUUUUCUUUUAUCACUUUUUGAGCAAAAAUCCUUUGCAGUACUUGAAUAAAGUGAUACAGCCUAUUCCUAGGUGGAGAUUGCAGAAAUCCCCCCUGCAGCAUAUAAAACUAAAUAUGGAUGAACUGUGAUGAGAGGAGUUAGAUAAUGUGGACACUUGUGAACGCAGUCACAAGAGAGUCACAAUGUUUCUCCCCAGUGGGACCCCUCAGCACUGCCCCCCAGCUCCCCAUGACAUUUAGGAACCUGCUGUAGAAAUACAUGGACUCCCCUCUGAUCAACAGGAUCUGACCCAGGGCCAGCAGUCAUAAUGUUUGGUGGAGGGAGGUCACGAGACAAAAAGAUGCACAAAUAGAAUCACUGCUCGUGUCAUUUAUAGUCAGACAACACUGCGUACUACUGAGUCUCCACUGUCAUAACAAUAUUUUUACACCACUAUCACAUUGUGAAUUAUCUACUUUUAUUCAUCAAAAAUCACUUUCAUGAAUUAAACUUCACAUUUUUAAUUGAGUUAAUAGAAAUCUUUAUUUAUAUAGCACUUUUCAAAACACAGUUACAAGGUGCUUUACAAGUAAAAAACAUGUUUUAUUAGGGCAAACAAUUAAAACCAAUUGUGGGAUGGAGAGCAAGGCCUUGAAAGUCAACAAUAAAAUCACUAAAAUUCUAGAAGCCAAUGAAGAGAAGCGAAAAUCACAAUUUGCUUUCUUGUAGAUUAAGUGUUAAAAAUAAAUGUACCGCACAAAUGUCCCUGUGGAUUAUAAGGAUUAGUUUGUUUGCAACAACAGGUGAAUAACUGUUGUAUAUGUCAUGUCCAGAAAUCCUCCUUCUCUAAAACCUGGUGAAGGGUUUCAAAGAGUGCAGUGUGGAAUAAGUAGCCUACACACUCUCACAUGUUUCUCUUUCUCUUACACAAGCGGGUGUCCUUGCUGGUUCAAAGCUGUAGUGACGACACUGAACUUUCAUUUUGUCAUUUUGCUGUUGAUUCAGGGCCGACGCCGCAGCAGAACUGUUGGUCAGCUUCAUAUCCUCCUGCACCGUCUCACCUGUUAAGCUAAAGUGCAUCGUAUGUGUCUUCUUCUGGGACUGCAACAUAAACAACGGUUGGUUGACGUUGGAUGUGACGCUCCUCUCAUACCCACGAACGGGGUAAAAUAAAAUCUUCCCCUGACACUGUCUCCCAACGCCGUGCACAGGGGUUAAAUUCUUUUUUCAGACUCUUUCAAAUGAGUUCCCAAGAUCUUCCAAAGGACAAAUUAUUUUUUUUUGUCUGAAACUGUCAUUCCAGUGGACUUAGUCCCUCUUCAAGAAUGAAAGUACUGCUCAAAUCAUUUGUUUUUCCGACUGGUACUGUGGCUCCCCCAUCCCCUACGUCCCACCCACCCCCCAUUAAUGGUGUGAAUGUACAUUUUGAUGAAUGUUUUGUCGGUUGCAGAUCCUUGGUGGUGGCCCCGUGUGGGUGAGAGUGCAUCGUCGGUUUCCACGACGUGCUCUGUCUUACUUUUAAAGAAUUGCUUCCAGUGAGCUUCAACCAAGAGCAACAAUUAGCAUGCACCUAAACUGAAGUUUAUAUAUAGUUUUGCAUAUGCGGUUAAUAGGUGUAUAUUAUGUACAGCCUAGGAAAUAGUUUGUACAGACUGAGUUGUUCACUCUGAUGGUGCUAAACUGAAUGGCAGUUGUGUGCUUUCUGACUGUGUGUCUGUGUGCGUGUAUGAGAGAGAGAGUGAGAGUGAGAGUGAGAGUGAUUUCGACUGUCUCUUUCCCCCAUUCCAACCCCACCUGAGAACAUGGUUAAGUCCAUUACACUGCACUGUCCCUUCUACUUUUCAGCACCAGUUAUAUCCCAUCGUCUGCACUAUGUUUAGCUCAUGAACUUUAGCGUUAUUAUUAUUAUUGACGAUUAUUAUUAUUAUUGCUCUUAUUACUAUUGUUAUUUUCUUAAUUAGAGUUAAAUUUAAAUUAACUUAUAUUUUUUAUACAAAGAAAAAUAAUGUUGGCCUUUUUGUUUUGUACAAAGUGAAACACCCAGAUAAACAAAACGGUCUCGACAUGUUACUGUUAUCCAGAAUAAUUGAGGAAUGUCUCAACUGUAAAUGUAAGAGCAGAAGCCCAAAUGACUUUUAUUAAA
Molecule: messenger RNA, 5446 nt
Organism: Paralichthys olivaceus (Japanese flounder)
Lineage: Eukaryota; Metazoa; Chordata; Actinopteri; Pleuronectiformes; Paralichthyidae
Source: RefSeq, a predicted model, not a curated record